UUCGAGUUGGGCAUAUUGCUUAGGAAUCGAAGGGAAACAUGGUAAUUGUCUUGAGAAAGUGUGAAAGCCAGUGCCCGAGAGUGAGGUCCACAGGCGUGAACGAUGAAAGCGAUCAGAAGUGAUCAGAAUGCUCGAGAAUGACGUGGAAGCGGCCCGGAAGUAACGGCUGCGGAAUAUUUAAGUGUCCCGUAGUCACGGCGGACUUAUCAGUUUUGAUUUAGAGGUCCAGCGAGAUGGGAGGCGGCGCGAGAUUUUAUCUAACGUUGACCGUGCUGUGCGCGGUGGUAGCUGCGACAUGCUGGGCACGGGACGUCAGGGACUCGAGGAGGGAACGCCGGGACACCGAUCUGGUGGCCGCGGCUUCCGGUCACGACAAGCACGUGGAGUCUGGCGGCGGUCAUCAUCAUCAUGGGGAUCAUCACGAGGAGCAUGGGGAGAAAGAUCACAAGGAUCACAAGAGCGAGCAUCAUCAUGAUAAGGGUGACCACGGUGAACACAGCAAGGAGCAUCAUGCCGGUCAUCACGAGGAGCACGGGGGUCACAAAAAGGAGCAUCAUGACGAGGCCAAGAAGCACGGCGAGCAUCAUGAGCACGAGAAGGGUCACAAGGGUGGAAAGUUUGGAGAGAAGAAGGGUCACAAGAAGGGCCACAAGACCAAGGGAUAUCACAACAAGUUUCACAAGGACGAGUAUCACAAGGAGCACAAGUUCUAUGAUGACUAUCACAAGGGUGGUCAUCAUAGCAAGCAUGGUAACUUCCAUGGUCAUCAUGAGAAGAAGGAAGGCCAUCAUAAGAAGGGUGGUCAUCAUCAUUCCGGUCACGACGAGGAGCAUCACGGCAAGAAGGGUCAUCACGAUAAGGGACAUCACGACGAGGAUCACAAGGGUCAUCAUGGGAAACACGGUCACGAGGAGCAUCAUCAUCAUCAUGAGGAGCAUGGAAAGAAGGGCGGGCAUCAUGGCGGAAAGAAGCAUGGUUACAGCAAGGGUCACAAGGGUUAAUCUCUAUGCGGAAUUGCCCGAUUUGGAUUUUUUCCAGUUUUUUUUUUUUUUUUUACUUGUUUCCGGUGCAGCCAUCCAUGGAAGUAUCUUGGACUUUAGUUAAGUUAUCGUGGACUUUCUGUACAGUACCUUAUUCCAGUACGGCUGCUCUGGGUCACGUUAUGUUAUGUUUCGUACAAUAA
Cephus cinctus (wheat stem sawfly) is the source of this 1183-nucleotide messenger RNA. Its product is annotated as histidine-rich glycoprotein-like. The transcript has a single exon. The record is from RefSeq and is a predicted model, not a curated record. The coding region runs from base 234 to 1001 and encodes 255 amino acids. NCBI's taxonomy places the organism in Eukaryota, Metazoa, Arthropoda, Insecta, Hymenoptera, Cephidae.